ACUUGAUCCCACUACUAUAGCUCGUUCGUCAAGAUGCCAGACAUCCCCGUCGGUGCACAGAUUUUCGACCUCGCUUUCCAUCCAAAUCGCCCUAUAGUCUACACUGGACUGCUCACGGGCCAUAUAAAGGCCUUCGGGUACGACGAACAGGGCAGCCAUGAAGCAAAGUUUUCCCUCCGGCCGUCCAAGAAGUCGUGCAGAGCACUCGCGCUCAGCGUGGACGGCGACCAGUUAUGGGCGGCGGGGAAAGCAAAAGCAAUCCACACCAUCGACGUAGGAACGGGCGAGGUGGUCGACACCCGCGCGGGUGCGCACGAUGCGCCGAUCAACCGCAUGAAGCGUCUACUCCCUAACCUGCUCGCGUCCGGGGAUGAUGACGGGGUUAUCAAGCUCUGGGAUCCGCGGAAGCCAGACGCGGUGCGACAGUACACCCAUCACUUCGACUUCAUCUCGGAUUUCAUGUGGCUGGACGACAAGAAACAGCUCGUCGCGACGAGCGGAGACGGAUCGUUGUCGGUCAUGGACGUGCGGUCAAAAAAGGUGGAACCCUUCGCGCAGUCAGAAGACCAGGAGGACGAGCUCCUCUCCAUACUGCCCAUAAAAGGCGGGCAGAAGGUCGUGGUCGGAACCCAGCUCGGGAUCCUCUCCAUCUUCAACCGCAAAAGCGGCUGGGGCGACUGCGUAGACCGCAUACCAGGGCACCCCCAGUCGAUUGACGCGCUCUGCGCGAUCCCGUCGCACUACCCGAACGCGCACUCGACGAUACUCACUGGGUCCUCGGACGGGUUGUUACGAGCGGUGCAGCUGCUGCCGACGAAGCUCUUAGGGGUCGUCACGGACCACGGCGAGUUCCCGAUCGAGCGCAUUGCGGUCGACAUGGGCGGCGAGGGUCGCUGGGUCGGUAGCGCGGGCCACGAGGAGAUGCUGAAGUUGACGGAUUUGAAGGAGGUGUUCGAGGACGACGACAAGGAGGGUAGCGAUGAGGAGGCACAGUCCGAUGAUGAUGCGGGAGACGGCGCCGCCGCGGUCGGUGAGGACUCGGACGAAGAAGACGAAAAGGUGACCGAAGUCGAAGCGGAGGCCUCUGCGGAGCAAGAGAGGUCGGACGACGAGGGCGAGGAAGUACAGGAGGCGUCGGGCGGCGAAGAAGAGCCUGCCGAGCAACCCAGGCAGCGGAAACGGAAGAAAGAGCAGGACCCGCUGAACAUGGCGAAGCGCAAGAAGGGCAAGAACACAGUAGAAGCAGAACCUACCUUCUUCGCCGACUUGUAAUGAUCCGAGUAUAUCACACAUCCGCGCUUCUGGGAGAGUCCAGUGAGAUCC
Trametes versicolor FP-101664 SS1 is the source of this 1323-nucleotide messenger RNA. Its product is annotated as WD40 repeat-like protein. The record is from RefSeq and is a predicted model, not a curated record. Gene Ontology annotation, molecular function: protein binding. Lineage: Eukaryota; Fungi; Basidiomycota; Agaricomycetes; Polyporales; Polyporaceae. The transcript is spliced from 7 exons. The coding region runs from base 34 to 1272 and encodes 412 amino acids.